Molecule: messenger RNA, 1696 nt
Organism: Cucurbita moschata (crookneck pumpkin)
Lineage: Eukaryota; Viridiplantae; Streptophyta; Magnoliopsida; Cucurbitales; Cucurbitaceae
Product: 3-epi-6-deoxocathasterone 23-monooxygenase
Exons: 8
Coding region: 1-1449 (482 amino acids)
Biological process (GO): brassinosteroid homeostasis; brassinosteroid biosynthetic process; sterol metabolic process
Molecular function (GO): oxidoreductase activity, acting on paired donors, with incorporation or reduction of molecular oxygen, NAD(P)H as one donor, and incorporation of one atom of oxygen; iron ion binding; heme binding
Source: RefSeq, a predicted model, not a curated record
AUGGAUUCUUUGUGGAUUUUUGUGCAGCUCAUCACAGCUGCAGCCUUCAUAUGUUCCAUAAUCAUUGUAAUCCUCAAAGCCUCAUCCUCUUCAAAGCCUUCACUUCCUGCUGGCUCGCUCGGCCUCCUCUUCGUUGGCGAAACGCUCCACUUCGUCUCCUCCGCUUACUCUCACCGCCCCGACAGUUUCAUGGACACGCGCCGCCUACGAUAUGGGAAGGUUUUCAAAUCCCAUUUAUUUGGAAGUCCAACAAUUGUGUCAACUGAUGCUGAAGUUAACAGAUUUGUUCUACAAAGUGAUGCGAAGGCUUUUGUGACGUCUUAUCCAAAAUCUGUGACGGAUUUGAUGGGAAAAGCUUCUAUUUUGCUUAUUAAUGGCCCUUUGCAUAGAAGAAUUCAUGGCCUUAUUGGAGCAUUCUUCAAGUCAGCUCAUCUUAAAGCUCAAUUAACCAUUGAUAUGCAGAAAUUUCUUCAAAAAUCCAUGUCUACUUGGAGUUCUUCUCAACACAAUCCUAUCCAUAUACAAGAUGAAGCCAAAAAUAUUGCAUUUGAAGUACUAGUAAAGACAUUGAUGAGUUUAGAGGGCGGUGAAGAAAUGGAAUUUCUGAAGAAACAAUUCAACCAAUUCAUUGCUGGGAUUAUGGCUUUCCCAAUAAACAUCCCAGGAACCACACUUUACAGAUCAUUACAGGCCAAAAGGAAAAUGGUUAAGUUAGUGGAAGAAAUAAUAGAAGGUAAAAGAAAGAAGAUGAAUGAGAAUUUGAGUAAUAAUAGAGUCCCAAAUGAUGUUGUGGAUAUCUUGCUGAAUGAUGGAAGCCACCAAGUUACUGAUGAACUCAUAGCAGAUAAUAUCAUUGAUAUGAUGAUUCCCGGCCAAGAUUCAGUCCCGAUCCUUAUCACUUUGGCCAUAAAAUACCUUUCCGAUUGCCCGUUAGCUCUUCAACGAUUAGUGGAAGAAAACAUGGAAUUGAAAAGACUGAAAACCCAGCUUGGAGAGCCAUUGAAGUGGACUGAUUACUUGUCAUUACCAUUUACACAAAAUGUCAUAACAGAGACGUUGAGGAUGGGAAAUAUAAUAACCGGAGUGAUGAGAAAGGCGGUGAAGGACGUCGAGAUAAAAGGGUAUCUAAUACCUAAAGGAUGGUGUGUUCUUGUAUAUUUUAGGUCAGUUCAUGUUGAUGAAGAACACUUUGAAAGUCCUUACCAUUUCAAUCCAUGGAGAUGGCAAGAUAAAGACUCAACCAGCUUGAAUUUCACUCCUUUUGGUGGAGGACAAAGGUUGUGCCCUGGACUUGAGUUAGCCAGACUAGAAACUUCCAUUUUCUUGCAUCACUUUGUCACUGAAUUCAGGUGGGUGGCUGAGGAAGACAACAUUAUAAACUUCCCAACAGUGAGAAUGAAGAAGAGAAUGGCAAUUUGGGUAAAGAAGAGAGAGGAUGAACGUUGUUGAGACCCACAGAAGACAGCAACAAGUUAGCACAAAACUUGACCAUUUUGAUCCCUUUCCAACAGACAAAUAAUUGGGACACACAGACAAAAGAAACGACAUUUUCUUGGUCAACAUGCAAACGUGUGGGUAUGCCCACUUUUAAUGUUCUUACUUGUCGCCGUGGAAAAAAUGUCUCUCUAUUGUCCUACAAAUCCCAUGCUCCAUAGGAUGCUCAUCUUUUCCUUCCCUUUCAUUUUUAUGCCUUAUU